AUCAAAAUAUAUACAAAUUUGCAGUAUUUUUUAGUUUUGGUGGUCAGAUAUCAGACCAGCAAAGCAGUUCUGCUUCUCCAUCAGCCAAUCUGCAUAGGGAAAUCCGAAUAUUAUAUGUCAUGAUGAAUAAUUCGGAUUCAAAGCCAAAUCCAUCCAAUGAGACCCAGACCCGCUCCAGCGACUCGAAAUCGGAGCCCGCCGGAGGCGGCCGACCUGCGGAUCACGUUCCUUAUCCGAAACUGGAGCCGGACGACGUGGCUCCUGUGCCCGACACUUGGAGCUCAACCUCAUCGGGUUCCGGUGAGGCCCCGAGGUCUAUGUCUGAUCAGAACUCGGGCGGCUAUGUCAGUGCCACCAGCAUGCCCACCGGGUCGAAUCCCUACGUCUCCGCUGAUCCGGCUCCUGCCUCUCCUAUGAAGCAAAACAUGGACAAAGUUAAGGAUGUUUUGGGUAGAUUGGGGAAGAAGGCUGCAGAGGCCGGUAAGAAGGCGGAAGACUUGGCGGGAGACGUGUGGCAGCACUUGAAAACGGGCCCAAGCCUGGCGGAUGCUGCUGUUGGAAAAAUAGCACAAGGUACCAAGGUUUUGGCAGAAGGUGGAUAUGAAAAGAUUUUUCAGAAUACAUUCCAAAAUGUCCCAGGUGAAAAACUCCUGAAGUCUUAUGGGUGCUACUUGUCUACUUCUGCGGGUCCUAUCGUUGGAGUCUUGUACUUGUCAACUGAAAAAGUAGCAUUUUGUAGUGAUAAUCCACUUUCACACAAAAUUGGUGAGGAGGUUCACAUGAGCUAUUACAAGGUGGUUAUCCCAUUGAAUCAGCUUACAGCAGUUAAUCCUACAAGAAGCAAAUCAAAUCCGGCUGAAAAGUAUAUCCAGCUUAUUUCAGUCGACAGUCAUGAAUUCUGGUUCAUGGGAUUCAUGACCUAUGAUAGUGCAGUGAAAAGUCUUGCAGGUGCAUUGCAGACUCCUCCUCAUCACUCGUAAUUAUUGUAAAACACAGCUUUCGUAUCAUACAAUGUACUACGUGUUUAGGUAGAUGAAAUAUAUUUGAAUGUGGUCAAGAUGAUAUGUUUGUAUCCUUCAAUAAAUGUGUCUUGAACCAGCAUUUAUUAUUUUUUUGUUACAAACAUUACUAAACCUGGUAUAUAUAGCAGAAGGUGAUGUUGCUUGGGCAUAUGGAUCAA
This is a messenger RNA of Sesamum indicum (sesame), 1180 nucleotides long. Its product is annotated as GEM-like protein 1. Lineage: Eukaryota; Viridiplantae; Streptophyta; Magnoliopsida; Lamiales; Pedaliaceae. The record is from RefSeq and is a predicted model, not a curated record.